Messenger RNA from Candida albicans SC5314, 891 nucleotides. RefSeq names its product Pga41p (gene PGA41). The record is from RefSeq and is a predicted model, not a curated record. The transcript has a single exon. Lineage: Eukaryota; Fungi; Ascomycota; Pichiomycetes; Serinales; Debaryomycetaceae. The coding region runs from base 1 to 891 and encodes 296 amino acids.
AUGAAGUUUACUAUUGUAUUAUUUACCUUGAUUCUGGUUACGGUUGCUGCUGCUGCUACUACUACUACUACUGCUGCUGCUAAUAGAAUCCAAAACAAAGCUUAUGCAUACUAUUAUUGCAAUUCAUAUUGUACUCAAGCUGUGAAUGAUGAAAAUUCUUGUGGUUAUUAUGAUACUGAUGUUUCAAAUCAAGAAUAUUAUGCAUGUUUAUGUACCAAAUCAAGUUAUUAUAAUAAUUUGAGAAGUUGUGAUUGUUUUACUAAAGUAGUUUAUUAUUAUUCAACAUCAAUUUGUUCAAGAGCAAACGUUGGAACUUAUGUUGGUGGUCGUACUCUGACUACUUGGGGUGUUUCAGCUACCAAGUAUCGUUCAUCAACUCUGACUAGUUCAUUAACUAGAAAAAGUUCAUCUAUUGGAGCCAGUCCUUCAAUUGCAAUUGCUCUGUCUACUAAAGAAAGUUCAUCAACUGAAAGUUCCUCAUCCCUUGAACAAAGCUCCUCAGCUGGACAAAGUUCAUCGACUGAACAAAGUCCCUCAACUGAGGUCUCCUCUUCUUCAUCCAUUGAAGAAAGUUCAUCUAAUCAAGAUAUUUCAUCUACUGAUAGUAUUACAACUAUUAGCUCAGACUCUUCCACAGGUAAUACUGACUCACCAACUCAAGGUGGUGGUGGAAACAGUGGAAACAAUGGAAGCAAUGGGGAUGGGGGAAAUGAUGCUAGUGGUGGUGGUGGUGUUGUUAACGAGAACGAACAAGCAUCAUCCCCUCCAAGUUCACAAUCUUCAACAAACAGUAACCAACCUAAUAGUUCUCAAACAGCACCAGGAGCUGCUAAUUAUUUGUCAAGUGUCAGUGUUGGUACAUUGAUGAUUUUGGUCUUAGGGUUGAUUUGA